AUGGAAAAGUCUACAGUGCAUUUAGAGAACAUUGAAAUUGAUGGUGUGGCUGAAACAAUGGGUGAGGGAAAGGCACAGGUGGCAGAUGAAGUUGAAGGGGUGUCAGGAAGUCCCAUCAGCUAUGGGUCAUUGUUGAAUAAUGUCACUAGAGUGGUGUUCCCUCUUCAAACCAGUAACAAGGGAAUAAAGAACAGUGAAAAGCCCAGCUGCCGCAGCCCUGGAUUCUGUUGCACAAGCUGUCUUCCUCCAUCCUCACUCUACGUACCCCUUACUUUAGCUUCUCAGCUAGGUUUAAGUUUAUCUAUUCAUGGGGCUGAAAAGCGUUUGCAAAUCCAUCAACGGCGAAGUGUUGCAAGCCGCCCAGGGUCACGUCGCCUGCCUGUGGUCAGGCAUUCCUCACUUCCACCAGGCAGAAGGUCAGUAAAAAUGGAGGCAAGCUCUUCUGGAAUCACUAAUGGGAAAACCAAAGUCUUCCACCCAGAAGGAGGUGUGGAUUUGCAAGGCUACCAGCUGGAUAUGCAAAUACUACCUGACGGCCCAAAGAGUGAUGUGGACUUUUCAGAGAUUCUUAAUGCAAUACAAGAAAUGGCCAAGGAUGUCAAUAUUCUUUUUGAUGAAUUAGAAGCUGUCAACAGUCCUUGCAAAGAUGAUGAUUCUCUGCUUCACCCUGGAAACCUGACCAGUACUUCAGAUGAUGCUAGCCGAUUGGAAGCAGGGGGAGAGACAGUGCCGGAAAAAAACAAAUCAAAUGGACUUUACUUCAGAGAUGGAAAGUGUCGAAUUGACUACAUUCUUGUGUACAGAAAAUCCAACCCACAGACUGAAAAGAGAGAAGUAUUUGAAAGAAAUAUUAGAGCAGAAGGAUUACAAAUGGAGAAAGAGUCCUCUCUAAUAAAUAGUGACAUUAUCUUUGUGAAGUUGCAUGCCCCAUGGGAAGUGCUUGGAAGAUAUGCAGAACAAAUGAAUGUAAGAAUGCCUUUCAGGAGAAAAAUCUAUUACCUGCCCCGCCGGUACAAGUUCAUGAGCAGGAUCGAUAAACAAAUAAGCAGGUUUCGGAGAUGGUUACCUAAGAAGCCCAUGAGGCUGGACAAGGAGACACUGCCAGACCUGGAGGAGAAUGACUGCUACACUGCCCCUUUCAGCCAGCAAAGGAUCCACCACUUCAUCAUACACAACAAAGACACUUUCUUCAACAAUGCCACAAGAAGUAGAAUCGUACAUCACAUUUUACAAAGAAUAAAGUAUGAAGAAGGAAAAAACAAAAUUGGUCUGAAUCGUUUGCUUACCAAUGGCUCCUAUGAAGCUGCAUUUCCCUUGCACGAGGGAAGUUACAGAAGUAAAAACUCCAUUAGAACCCAUGGAGCGGAAAACCACCGACAUCUGCUCUAUGAGUGCUGGGCCUCCUGGGGCGUGUGGUAUAAAUACCAGCCUUUGGAUCUUGUAAGGCGGUACUUUGGAGAGAAGAUUGGGUUGUAUUUUGCCUGGUUGGGCUGGUAUACUGGCAUGCUCUUCCCAGCUGCCUUCAUUGGAUUGUUUGUCUUUCUGUAUGGAGUCAUUACUCUGGAUCACUGCCAAGUCAGUAAAGAAGUCUGCCAAGCUACAGAUAUCAUCAUGUGUCCUGUGUGUGAUAAAUACUGUCCAUUCAUGAGGCUGUCAGACAGCUGCGUUUAUGCCAAGGUAACUCACCUCUUUGACAACGGAGCUACUGUAUUCUUUGCUGUUUUCAUGGCAGUCUGGGCAACAGUUUUCCUGGAGUUUUGGAAAAGAAGGCGAGCAGUAAUUGCUUAUGACUGGGAUUUGAUAGACUGGGAAGAAGAGGAGGAAGAAAUACGGCCCCAGUUUGAAGCCAAGUACUCCAAGAAAGAGCGGAUGAAUCCCAUUUCAGGAAAGCCAGAACCCUAUCAGGCAUUUGCAGAUAAAUGCAGCCGACUUAUCGUUUCUGCAUCUGGGAUAUUUUUUAUGAUCUGCGUGGUGAUCGCGGCCGUGUUCGGGAUCGUCAUUUACCGGGUGGUGACGGUCAGCACUUUCGCUGCCUUUAAGUGGGCGUUAAUCAGGAAUAACUCUCAGGUUGCAACAACAGGGACUGCCGUGUGCAUCAACUUCUGCAUCAUUAUGCUGCUGAAUGUGCUCUAUGAAAAAGUUGCACUUCUUCUGACGAAUUUAGAACAGCCUCGCACAGAAUCUGAGUGGGAGAACAGCUUCACCCUGAAAAUGUUUCUUUUUCAGUUUGUCAAUCUGAACAGCUCCACGUUUUACAUCGCAUUCUUCCUUGGAAGAUUUACAGGACACCCAGGUGCCUACUUGAGGCUGAUAAACAGAUGGAGACUAGAAGAGUGCCACCCUAGUGGAUGCCUUAUUGAUCUCUGUAUGCAAAUGGGUAUUAUAAUGGUGCUAAAGCAGACCUGGAAUAAUUUCAUGGAACUUGGCUACCCGUUAAUUCAGAAUUGGUGGACCAGAAGGAAAGUACGACAAGAACGUGGACCUGAAAGAAAAAUAAGUUUCCCACAGUGGGAAAAGGACUACAACCUUCAGCCCAUGAACGCCUAUGGACUCUUCGAUGAAUACUUAGAAAUGAUUCUUCAGUUUGGAUUCACAACUAUCUUUGUGGCAGCUUUUCCCCUAGCACCACUUCUGGCCUUACUGAACAACAUAAUUGAAAUCCGACUUGAUGCUUACAAAUUUGUCACACAGUGGAGACGACCUUUAGCUUCAAGGGCCAAAGACAUAGGAAUUUGGUAUGGAAUUCUUGAAGGCAUUGGAAUUCUCUCUGUUAUUACAAAUGCAUUUGUCAUAGCAAUAACAUCUGACUUUAUUCCUCGCUUGGUGUAUGCUUAUAAGUAUGGACCUUGUGCAGGUCAAGGAGAAGCUGGACAAAAGUGCAUGGUUGGCUAUGUGAAUGCCAGCUUAUCUGUGUUUCGAAUUUCUGACUUUGAGAACCGAUCUGAGCCUGAGUCUGAUGGCAGUGAGUUCUCGGGGACUCCUCUCAAGUACUGCAGAUACCGAGACUACCGUGACCCUCCUCAUUCACUGGUGCCCUAUGGCUACACACUGCAGUUCUGGCACGUCCUAGCAGCUCGAUUGGCUUUUAUCAUUGUGUUUGAGCAUCUCGUGUUUUGUAUAAAGCACCUCAUUUCAUAUCUGAUCCCAGACCUCCCAAAAGAUCUAAGGGAUCGAAUGAGAAGAGAAAAAUACUUGAUUCAAGAGAUGAUGUACGAAGCAGAACUGGAGCGUCUCCAGAAGGAACGAAAGGAGAGGAAGAAAAAUGGAAAAGCACACCACAAUGAGUGGCCAUGACCAGGUAACAGUUCAUUUCCAAGCCAAGGACCUGAAACCUGUUUACUUCUCCCAGCUGUGCAAAAGCACAUUCAAGUGAAUGACUAAAAUGCAACCGCAGUGCAUGUCGCAGACAUUGGCAGCAGCAGGGGAGUCAGCACCCUUAAAGGACUACCUGGGAAAUCAUGCUGCUGUGAAAUCACGUUGCAGCACACAAUUGCUCUCUAUCCAUAGACCAUUCUUGACCAAGCAAGCAUGCACAUCAUGGGCAGUUACAUUCUCAAGUUUUUAAAACCAAGGGGAACUUGUAUACUGGGCCUGUUUUUCAGCCUGUUUGCUACCUUUUUUGCAUUCUGCCCCAUGUGAAUUUUACAGACACUGGGCUAAUAAGGGUAUUCAGACACCUGGACACACAUUCCUGGAAUGUCAUUAUAUGGUCCUAAUUCCACAUCACUGAACGAUACAGACAAGACCCUGUUUACAACUUUUUCUUUUUUUUUUAAUUUCAGAUCUUUCUGAGGAGAUUAUUAUAUAUGACAUAUCUAUAGCUAUGUGUAUGGCCAUAGAUGUAUUUCUGUGUGUACAUAUGUAUAGUCAUGUAUUCUUACAUAUGUACAUACAAAUACAGAGAUAUAUAAAGUACAUAGAAAUUCCUUACUUGUAAAUAGCCAAAGGGUACUGACAUGAAUGACAAAUUUUCACAUUUAAAUAGUCAUCAACAUGAAGCCAUGUUUAAUGCUUGUAUAAUGUGAUGCAAUAAAAUUUAAAAUAAAUUUAUGCACAUGGAAUAUUUUCA
Panthera uncia (snow leopard) is the source of this 4069-nucleotide messenger RNA. RefSeq names its product anoctamin 4 (gene ANO4). NCBI's taxonomy places the organism in Eukaryota, Metazoa, Chordata, Mammalia, Carnivora, Felidae. The transcript has 29 exons. Gene Ontology annotation, molecular function: protein dimerization activity; chloride channel activity. Gene Ontology annotation, cellular component: plasma membrane. Gene Ontology annotation, biological process: chloride transmembrane transport. The coding region runs from base 1 to 3294 and encodes 1097 amino acids. The record is from RefSeq and is a predicted model, not a curated record.